Molecule: messenger RNA, 3978 nt
Organism: Sorex araneus (European shrew)
Lineage: Eukaryota; Metazoa; Chordata; Mammalia; Eulipotyphla; Soricidae
Gene: ATG14
Product: autophagy related 14
Exons: 10
Coding region: 1-1479 (492 amino acids)
Biological process (GO): autophagosome assembly; mitophagy; cellular response to starvation
Cellular component (GO): phosphatidylinositol 3-kinase complex, class III; extrinsic component of omegasome membrane; extrinsic component of phagophore assembly site membrane
Source: RefSeq, a predicted model, not a curated record
AUGGCGUCUCCCUGUGGGAAGGGAGCCCGGGCGCUGGAGGCUCCUGGCCUCGGGCCCCGGCCGCUCGUCCGGGAACUGGUGGACUCUGUAGACGAUGCGGAGGGGCUGUAUGUGGCGGUAGAGCGGUGUCCGCUCUGUAACACCACCCGCCGCCGGCUGACCUGCGCCAAGUGCGUCCAGAACGGCGAUUUCGUUUACUUCGACGGUCGCGACCGUGAGAGGUUUAUAGACAAGAAGGAAAGGCUAAGUCAACUUAAGAGCAAACAAGAAGAAUUUCAGAAAGAAGUGUUAAAAGCUAUGGAAGGAAAGUGGAUAACAGAUCAGUUGAGAUGGAAAAUAAUGUCCUGCAAGAUGAGGAUUGAACAGCUGAAGCAAACAAUAUGUAAAGGAAAUGAAGAAAUGAAGAAAAAUUCUGAAGGCCUCCUCAAAACCAAGGAGAAGAAUCAGAAGCUUUAUACUCGAGCACAGCGGCACCAGGAGAAAAAGGAGAAGAUCCAACGGCACAUUCGCAAGCUUGGGGAACUGGUAGAAAAGAAGACCUUUGACUUGCGGAGUCAUUACGAGCGUCUGGCCAGCCUCCGGCGGUCUCAUAUAUUGGAGCUCACCUCUGUCAUUUUUCCAAUCGAGGAAGUCAAGACCGGUGUGAGAGAUCCUGCAGAUGUGUCUUCAGAGAGUGACAGUGCCAUGACCUCAAGCACAGUGAGCAAGCUUGCCGAAGCCCGCCGUACCACGUACCUCUCAGGGAGAUGGGUCUGUGACGAUCACAACGGGGACACCAGUAUCAGCAUCACGGGACCUUGGAUCAGCCUGCCCAACAACGGAGACUACUCUGCCUAUUACAACUGGAUGGAGGAGAAGAAAACCACCCAGGGCCCUGACAUGGAGCACAGUAACCCCGCCUACACCAUCAGCGCUGCUUUGUGUUAUGCGACUCAGCUCGUCAACAUCUUGUCUCACAUACUCGACAUAAAUCUCCCCAAGAAGCUGUGCAACAGUGAAUUCUGUGGGGAAAAUCUCAGCAGACAGAAAUUUACUCGAGCAGUGAAGAAACUGAAUGCCAAUAUUCUUUACCUUUGCUUUUCUCAGCAUGUAAAUUUAGAUCAAUUACAACCACUGCAUACCCUCAGGAAUCUAAUGUACCUGGUCAGUCCGAACUCUGAGCACCUAGGCAGGUCGGGACCCUUUGAAGUGCGCGCCGACCUCGAGGAGUCCAUGGAGUUCCUGGACCCCGGCGCGGCCGGAGAGUCCGACGAGAGCGGCGACGAGCGCGUCAGCGACGAGGAGACGGACCUGGGCACGGACUGGGAGAACCUGCCCAGCCCGCGCUUCUGCGACAUCCCGUCGCAGCCCGUGGAGGUGUCGCAGAGCCAGAGCCCGCAGGCGUCCCCGCCCAUCGCCAGCAGCAGCGCGGGCGGCAUGAUCUCGUCGGCGGCCGCCUCCGUCACGUCGUGGUUCAAGGCGUACACGGGGCACCGCUAGCGCCGGCGCGGCCGAGGACGCCCGGGGGUCGUGGUGGAAACAGUGCCUGGAAACGAAACCAAGCGGGAGACGGGCCUCUCACGGAGACGGAGGAGCUGCAGCCUGGCCGGUUCUGUGGAGGCAGAAAAGCGCGGAGUCUCCCCCUCGGGCCACAGGACCCGGCACCCAGCCUGGCCUCGGACACCGAGUCAACAUGUUGCCUUUAAAGGCUGAAUCACAGGGCGUGGUUCUUACUGGAGGAGGACUUGAAGGAUUAAAAAACCAUCUAAUGUUUCUUUUUACACUAUUCCCCCCACCCCCCCUUCUUGGUACAGAGAACCAGCCAGCAAUUUGCAAUACUUGAUUUCUUUAUGAUUGGGUCAGGUUCGGUUUUUUGGCCAUGGAUUUUGGUUUGGCUUGGAAGGGGUAGUCUUUUUUGUUGUUGUUGUUUUGAGGGGUUAGGAGUCGUUUAAAAACUGUUCCAUUUGUGCUGCUGUCAUAGCUUGCAAGACAUUCCUUUUUUUUUCUUUUUCCCCAGGCACCAAAGAAACUAAGGUUUCCCCCACCCCACCCCUCCCUCAGCAUCCAUGAACCGAAAGAUCCUAGCUGCAAUAAUGCCCUAGCGAUUUUAACACUCACUACAUAGUUUUUCGAACUGAAUUGCUCUUCCUGAGUGGCACAUGAGUCUUUAUGGUGAUUCCCUUGGGCAGAAGCAGCGCCUGCCGGGAUGCAGGCUAAAGGGCCCCUUCACUACGGACCCUCUGCUCAUUUCUCACCUCGUCUGAGUUCUCCCUGGGACACAGUAGCAGCAGGUUUCUCCGGGAAAGCCAGUCUGCCUGCUUGUUCCCCAGAGCUGGGGUGGCCCGUGGACUGUGCUCAGGCAGGCAGAGCUCGGCUCCCCUUUAGGAAAGUGCAGCUGGAAUUUUUUUCCCCCACCAAAAGCUCCUUUUCAGCUCAGAGCUAUGGUCAUUCUCUUAGUGACAAUCUUACAGGAAAAUUGUAGAGAGGCAUUAUGUACAAAUAUGUAAGUAGGUUUUUUUAAUUUUUAAUACUUGCACACACAUACACAAAUCCUAUGUAACAACUCCAAAAACUCAAACCUAUGAAAAAUUCCCAACAGGUAUUCUCCCCAUACCUUGUUUAGAGUGAUGAGCAUGAUAGUACCUCAGAUAAACCCUCAGGAGGCCCGCCCUGCCCCACUCUGCUGCGUUCCUCACUGUAAUGAUCAUAGUUGAUAUUUGCCUCCAGACCCGAGGUGCUAUGUAGCUUUGGCCAUUGUGUAUAUUUAGUGCUUGGUAGACUUUUGGGGUAGCCUCACAGAAGGGUGUCGUGUUCCUGUCCAAGAGUUGCAGGUGCCCUGUCUCCAUUUUCCACAAAAAAAAACAAAAACAGAAAAAUCAGAAAACGAAACAAAAAACCUGUUGGAGCUUCCCAGGGGGCCCCCAGUGCAUCAGCCCAUCUAAGCAGCCCAUCUAUUCUAAGUGCUCCUCUUCCUGAGUGCUGGGCUUGGUUCGUGGUUCCAUCUGAUGGAAAGUGAGUUUGGAAGACUUAACAGGAACAUGUGAACUCUAGCGUCCAUGAGAUUCAUUGUCCAGGCACUUCAGGCAACUUCAGGCAACUUGAGCUCAGACGCUGGGGUCGGAGGCUUGGUGAAGACAGACGGUAGCUAAGCUACGUAGUCAUCACCAUUUUCCUCAAGCCUUUUAUGUUACCACGAGUGUGAGAUGAAGCUCACGAAUAGAAUUCAGAGACUACAGGCUCCUAUCUAAGCUAGUUUAAGAAAUGUCCGAGCACAUCGGAAAUUUAGAGAUACAUAGGGAUUGGUAUACUUGUAUAGGGAUCAGUUUAAGGUUGUUGUUGACAUCAACUAUAGGCACUUUACUUAGGGUUAAAUGAUGAAACCCUUAAGAGGUUUUGAACACCAACAUACUGGCUUAUACUGCUGAGAUAUUUUGGUUUUCAUUAUUUUGCACUGGAUACACUGUGUAAAUAAAUAUACUUAAAUAUACAUUUCAAACCACUGUUUUUUCUACUCUUUGCUGCUCAUUAAAAAUCUUUCAUGUAGGUGCCAGAACCAUAUGUAAACAGCUUUUUAAAAAUUGAAGCUGGUAUUUUUUUUUUCAAACAAAAAGCCAUAAGAUUUGGUUGUUUUCCAUAUCAAAAGAAUUUGAAACAAGGUAAUACUAAUUAAAAAACCCACAGGCACCAAAUCGGCUGCUUGAAAUGGUCUUUGAAAGACUUUUUUUUUUCUUUUUUCCGAAGGUGGGGGGUGGUUGUGGGGGAUGUAAUGAAAUAAAGAACGUUUUGCACAUCUAAGAGUUAAGGGGGAAGUUGGUGCCACUGUCAGGAAUGGCAGCGCAGAGCCACGAGGACUCCCGUUAGAAGCUGGGAAAGCGGGUGUGCGGGAGCUGGGGCACCAGCGCGUGCAGGAACUUCCCUUGCUCUGUGACUUCCAAGCCAGUUUGAGUCAAAUGUUUUCUAAACUUUUAUUGUACUAUUGCAAUAAAUCUUUUAACAAUA